Messenger RNA from Myotis davidii, 1717 nucleotides. It is a transcript of the gene DMAC2, whose product is annotated as ATP5S-like. The transcript is spliced from 6 exons. The coding region runs from base 55 to 828 and encodes 257 amino acids. Lineage: Eukaryota; Metazoa; Chordata; Mammalia; Chiroptera; Vespertilionidae. The record is from RefSeq and is a predicted model, not a curated record.
AGGUGGGUGGGACAAGAAAGGACCGGCCCCUUCCGGUUACAUAAUCUCAGCAAGAUGGCGGCGCCCAGGGCGUCCCUGCACCUGGUGGCCCCCAUAUGGAAUUUGGGGACCAGCGGUAUCCGUGGUCUGAGCAGUGCAGUGACCCCAGAGGGCAGUCAGAGGAAGGGAAGGAUGCUGCUCCAAUUCCUGACUGACCGCUUCUAUGAUGUGGAGGCCGUAAGGCAGUACCUGUUCCAAAAGCAGGUGUCAAAGGUGCACAAGGAAAAUCGAUCCUCCACCGGCAUCAAGAAACAAUACGGCCCAUACAUCGCAGGAGCCUAUUUUGUCCUGAAGCAGGGAGGAGCAAUCAAAUUCCAGGGCAAAGAGUGGAUUCGGUCCACCGAGCAUGGCUACUCCCCUCGCCAGUUGUUGAGUUUCCAGGCGGUACCUAUAGAGGCGGUGGAUGCCAGUGACUGUGCCAUCAACUACGAAGGCCUGGACAACCUCUUGGCCCUGAAGGAGCUGCAAUCCCUGUUGCUGCAGCGCUGUCCCCAUGUGGAUGACUGGUGUCUCAGCCGCCUCCACCAGCUGGCCAAUUCUUUGCAGGAGCUCUCGCUGGCUGGUUGCCCCCGAAUCUCCGAAAGGGGCCUCGCCUGCCUCCAUCACCUCCAGAACCUCCGCAGGCUGGACAUCUCAGACCUCCCUGCUGUGUCCAACCCAGGCCUCACUCAGAUCUUGGUGGAGGAGAUGCUGCCCAGGUGUGAGGUUCUGGGGGCUGAGUGGGCCCAGGGCCUGAAGUUGGGGCCAGAACAGCAGUCUGGGGACACAGCCAGCCCCAUCCCCGCCUAGUCACAGCCCCUCCCAUCCAGGUGGAUCUCAGUGGGCUGUGUUGAGUCUCUGACAGUUCUACUUCUGGCUUCCAGUUGGGCUCACUCACUGUGGGGGUUGGGGUGGGACGAGGGAUGUGGCACUGGCAGGUCAGGGGGAAGGAGAGCAUGCGGUCCCCACCUCAUGGACUGGCUACACUCUGGACUGAAGGUCACAGCUCCUGUCGUCCUGUCAGGCAGCCCUUCCCACACACUUGUAGUUCUAGGAACUUCCUGCCUGGCCAGGCCUGGGGCAGGUAGGACUCUCCCCUGCAAGUAGCCCCAGGGAGCUGCAUUCUCUCUUGUGGCCUCUUCUUUGCCCACUACUGUGUGGAGACCUCAAAUUAACCUCAUUUAGGUGUGCUGUUUCCCUACUGAUGUAGGGGGUGCUCCUGGCAUUCCAAAGGGAUGGUUGUUCGGGGUGGGACUAGUCAGCUCACCGCAGGGUACAGCACCCCUUGCCCAUACUAAAUGCCAGUAGCAUCCCAAGUCCUAUGGUGUUCCGGCUUAUUGACUGACUUAGCUGCAGAUUCAACUUUUUAUCUGCGCUGUGAAAACUGAUCUGGGCCUUUGAAAUGUUUUGCCUUUGCUAACUGGCGUAAGCCUUGUCAGUAGGAGGCGCUCGAGAGACUUUGCAGGAAGCAAGGCUUUUGCUUCCUAGUUCCUGUUCAGGUGUGCAGGCUCCUGCCUCGCUAGCUCCCUGGUGGCUUCUCCAUUGUGUGGGGGAGGGCUGUGUGUGUCAGCAGCCUCCCCUGAAACCCCACCCUGCCCCACCUGGCAGUUUCCUAGAGGCAUACUUUCACUGGGCUACCUCCUGUGAAUGACUCCACCACACCCCAGAGGUGACUUCCAGUAAAUUCCAAGGCACCUUA